Molecule: messenger RNA, 1896 nt
Organism: Diaporthe amygdali
Lineage: Eukaryota; Fungi; Ascomycota; Sordariomycetes; Diaporthales; Diaporthaceae
Exons: 4
Coding region: 1-1896 (631 amino acids)
Biological process (GO): regulation of DNA-templated transcription; DNA-templated transcription
Cellular component (GO): nucleus
Molecular function (GO): DNA binding; zinc ion binding; DNA-binding transcription factor activity, RNA polymerase II-specific
Source: RefSeq, a predicted model, not a curated record
AUGACACCUAUAGAGACCAGCCCGACACCCCCAGCGACGGCGACACGCGGCCAACGUCCCGGCUAUGCAUGUGAUGAGUGUCGACGUCGCAAGCUUCGGUGUGACGGACGUCAACCACAGUGUAGUUUGUGUCAAGGAGCGGGAAUCGUGUGCGAGGUCACGCAGCGCGGCCUACGAGGGCCCAAGAAGGGUUACCUGAAGGCUCUGAAGAACCGAGUUGUGCAGCUCGAGGCCCUUCUAGAGAGCCGGCUCAGGGCCCAGCAGCGACAACAAGGACAGGAUGAGCAGCAAAAUGAGCAGCAGAUUGAGCCGCCGAAUGAGCAUGCGCAGCAAGGAUCACAGAAGCAGCAGCAGCAGCAACACCAACAACAAUAUAGCGUUCUUAUGGAGAACACCAGUGAUGACGAUGGCCUCAUGAUGCCGACCCCCCCAGAGCUUCCGGUGGCCCCUCUAGCUCCUCUUACUCUGCGUGCAACACCGCCUGCACCCAGGCCUGCGACGCCCGUGCUUCCGACGCCGCCAUUGGAGUACGCAGACAUGACGGUGUCAGAAGCACCGGCAUUCGACUUUGCCCAUCUUCAGCUGCCAGCGGUGGACUUUUCCGUGUCGAACCAAGAUAUGCUCCUUUCGUCUGGCAGUUUCCUGGCGGACUUGGGCUCCCUGCAUGAGGACGUGUCUGCAUCUCUUCUGCCACUGCCAGACACGCAGGUCCGUGUGACUGGGGUCGUUCAGGCUGAGCUAGACCAAUUAUACUUCGAUCGAGUUCAUCCAUCAAUUCCGAUCCUCCACCAGCGACGUUACAUGGCGUGGUCCCGGUCUAGGAUCAAGAGGCCAUCGCGCACGUGCCUACAGCAUGCCAUGUGGACGUUGGCGGCGUUGCUGUCUGCCGAGUACCGGGACAUGGUGGACUCUCUGUACAGCUCAACGAGACAGAUGCUGGAGGCACACGGCGUUGAGAGCAGCGAUCCAGGUGGCAGUGACACAGAAGUUCUCCUGGCCUGGGUGCUUGUUGCGUUGUGCGAGUCUAUGCGGACACGAUAUCGAGAGGCUUGGAUGAGCGCCGGCCGAGCGAUUCGCAUGGUACAGGGCCUGCGUUUCCACGAGAUCGAUAGUCCUAGGACCUCCAAGGAAAGACGUCUUUCCGUAACUACAUCGGCAACCCCAGAGAUCGACGACUUCACUGAGAUCGAACAGAGACGUCGUGUCUUCUGGAUGGCCUACUUCCUGGACCACCUUCUCAGCAUUCGCCACGAUUGGCCUGUUACCCUACACGAGCAUGUGAUCUGCACACGUUUACCAGUCCCAGACUUAGAGUUCCAGACGGGGCAACACGUCCUGGGUGAUUUCUUAUCAGAAGCCAUAACAGAGCCUAAUCCCAGAGUCAGGUCCCCAUUCAACGAAUGUCUGAUCACGGUCACGAUUUGUGGCCGUGUCCUGCUUCGUGGGCAGCAGCAGAACAUAUCCAGGGCAUACGGAGACAUCGGCUUGGAUUGUGCCGAGCAGCGUUGGUGGCUGGACGGUAUCCUCGCCACCAGGCUCCAAGUACUAUCGCAAUGCUAUCCGUCGCCGGCCGAGGCCUACGAGCCAAUGCUCCUCUUCGCACAUGUGCUGGCCCCUGCCACCAUUGUGUACUACUGUAACGGCAUGAUCGAGUCGCUGGUGAGCCGCGGCGACCGAACAGAGCCCGACGAACAGGUGCAUCCGCUGACACCAAUCCCCUUAUUCAUCUGCGCCGAGUUCCUCUAUGCCGACCGCAAAACCGAGCCCUUUGGUUCUCAGCUCCAAGAGCUGGCCGACGCAUUAUCCCAGCUUAAGAACGUCAACAACCUGGAACAAAGCUACCUAGACCUACUGCCACAGUCCUGUGUUAGUAAGCUGCCAGAGCUAACAGCCUAA